UCGACGAGGCUUUAGUGGUCGAGCCUGUAGUAGAAGACACUUUGGUGGUUGAGCCUAUGGUCGACGAUGCUUUGGUGGUUGAGCCCGUAGUAGAGGACGAUUUACUCGUUCCCGCUGUGGUGGUGGAUGACUUGCUCGUUCCUGCGGUGGUCGAGCCCGUAGUAGAGGACGAUUUACUCGUUCCCGCUGUGGUGGUGGAUGACUUGCUCGUUCCUGCGGUGGUCGAGCCCGUAGUAGAGGACGAUUUACUCGUUCCCGCUGUGGUGGUGGAUGACUUGCUCGUUCCUGCGGUGGUCGAGCCCGUAGUAGAGGACGCUUUGGUGGAUGAGCCUGUAGUAGAGGACGAUUUACUCGUUCCUGCUGUGGUGGAGGUUGAUUUGCUCGUUCCUGCAGUGGUCGAGGACUUGGUUGUCACACCGGUGGUAGACUGUGUAGUGGCUCCAGUAGUGGAGGAUGACUUAGUCGUUCCUGCGGUGGUCGAGGACUUGGUCGUCGCACCGGUAGUAGACUGUGUAGUAGCUCCGGUGGUGGAGGACGACUUGCUCGUUCCUGCUGUGGUCGAGGAUUUGGUUGUCGCACCUGUCGUAGACUGUGUGGUAGCUCCGGUGGUGGAGGACGACUUGCUCGUUCCUGCUGUGGUCGAGGAUUUGGUUGUCGCACCUGUCGUAGAUGCGUGGUAG
Molecule: messenger RNA, 680 nt
Organism: Cyphellophora attinorum
Lineage: Eukaryota; Fungi; Ascomycota; Eurotiomycetes; Chaetothyriales; Cyphellophoraceae
Exons: 1
Source: RefSeq, a predicted model, not a curated record